Gongylonema pulchrum is the source of this 345-nucleotide messenger RNA. The record is from the annotation of a GenBank genome assembly. Lineage: Eukaryota; Metazoa; Nematoda; Chromadorea; Rhabditida; Gongylonematidae.
AUGCAAACAUAUGGCAGUAAAGGCACUAUACUGGCUCCUUUGUUGCCGUUGGAAUGGCGAGAAUUGGUGAGUACUGGAAUUUCAGGUCGCCGUAAGAAAGCGAAGCAGCAAAAAAAUGAGCAGCAGCUGGAUCCAGUGAGAAGGUUCAUGCUUAAAGUGAUCGGUCGCAGCACUGUUUCAUUAGAUCACGAGACUGUUGACAUUGAUGACGACGAUGAUAUUACCGAAGAUGUGCGACUUGCAGAAAGCGCGCUUGCCACCGUCGGUGGCAAUGCCAGUGUCCUAGACAGUCCAAGCACAGUCAACGAUAAUGAGCAUAAUGAUUCUGUUGAUAGUAAGCCGUGA